Molecule: messenger RNA, 618 nt
Organism: Macrosiphum euphorbiae (potato aphid)
Lineage: Eukaryota; Metazoa; Arthropoda; Insecta; Hemiptera; Aphididae
Source: the annotation of a GenBank genome assembly
AUGGCAUCUAUAACCAAAAUCGUAAUUUUGAUCACCGCAAUCAUUGUCAUCAACGGAGAUGCACUUUACGUCUUGAGUAACGAUACGGACAGACCCGACGAUCGGAUUUCCGAUACGUCGUCCUACGUGAAGCGGGAUCCCCCUUACAAAAAAAGAUGUGAUGAUGGCGUUAUUGAUUUAUUUUUUGGCUGCACCGUUACAACUGUUAGAAGUCUUAUUCAUCCGAUAAACCGUGACUAUUAUGAAGUGAUGCGACCAAAGGACCCAAGUUCUCCCAACACAGAGUACGUCAUCAGCAAGAAUGGAGGCCUGAGGGCACGACGACAAGGCCCAGUUAAGACUACUAAAGGUUCAGAUGAUGGACCUAACGUGGUUAUGUCACUCCUCGCCAGAUCCAAUUCUCCGCUAAGAUCUAUGAUAAGAAACAGAAAUCGUCGAUCGCCCUCAAUACAAGACUCAUCUUCCAAUAAAAAAAAUAAAGUGGUGAUUAUCCAGACGCCUGUCAGUAAUCGACCACCAAAGCGGCCCAUUGUAUCAGACAGUCAAGACUAUGAACAAUCAGGACAUUUUGCUACCGACGAACAAAUCUGUAUAAUUAGUAGGUACAUACCAAAUUAA